UUCGGUGUGAGCUCCGCCAGCCAAGUCGUGAUACUUAAAAUCCCACACACACAAAGAAAGAGAGCGGCCUAUUGCGAGAGAGAGAGCAAAGGAAAAAGAGAGCGGUAGCGCAGAGAACCAAACUAGUAAGGGAGAGUGCGAGCGAAUAUAAGAAAAAUAUAUCGAAUCAAAGCCGAGCUUAGACGCAUUUUUUUGUUUUGUGUGUGGCCCAAACUGUGCAUGAAAUUGCAAGGAUUUUUGAAAGGAUAUCAAUAUAUUUUAAAUAUAUCUAAAAACACGCGAAAAGAAAUGUCAUAAUGGAGCCAAUGACCAUGCUGGUGUUGGCCUUCCAGCUGCUGGCACUCUUCUCGAUUGCCGGUGCGCUGCUCAUCUAUUUGAUAUGCAAAGUGCGCGAGGAUAAUGAAAUCUGUACAGCGGAAGCGCAACCGAGCCGUGUGGUCCUGGUCACGAGUGCGGACACGGCAUUGGGUCUCCAAUUGUGCACACAUCUGGCGAAUAAGGGUUGCCGAGUGUUUGCCGGAAUGAAGGAGGCUCAAGAUUCGUUGCCAGCGAAAUUGCUUUGCGGCUGGAUGAAAAUCCGUGAAUAUAGCGAGGAUCCGAUCAGUGGCACCAUCAUACCCAUGCGACUGGACGUCACCCGCGAGGAUGUGUUGCGUGAGGCAACUGUGGCCAUGGGCGCCCAUCUAAAUGCCGAUGAGAGGGGCAUUGCGGCCGUAAUCAAUACAAGCGGCAGUGUCUUUCGCGGUCGUGUCGAAUCCCAGGAUGUACAGCAAUGGGAACAUAUGCUAAAGACCAAUAUACUGGGUACAUUGCGUGUGGCCAAGGCUUUUGUGGGCUUCUUGCGACCAACCCGGGGACGUCUUCUAUAUUUGGGCGGCACAAAUGGUGGGGCCAGAACCAAUUCGACCAAUUCGAGCGGUGAUGGCCUGGUGGCCUUCAAUGCAUCGCGUGUUGCUGUCGAUAAAUGUGCCGAGGAAUUGCGCAAGGAGUUGCAGCCAUAUGGUGUCAGUGUUGUGGCCUUGGACACAUGCGGCAUGACAGCCGAAUCGUUAUACAAGGCUCCAGUGGCUCAGACCGUGUCAGCAAAUGCCGGUGCACCCACUCAAUAUACGGCCGAUGUGCUCAGUCCGACGGCCCUGCAAGUGAUCGAGCGGGCAUUGUGGGAUUUUACGCCGCAACAACGCUACACGCUGCUCUCGCACAACAAGUAUCAAUUCACGCUGCCAUGUCGCUCCUCGUUGCGUAUCCAGAGGCCAGCCGUUGCCGUGGCCAAUGAGGCAUCUGCCACACAAUCUGUUUGAACUGCACCGAAAGCCCACAAACUUUCUUCCUGUAUAUACAUAUCCCAACUCCCUCUCCUACCCUUCAAUUUUGCUUUCGUUUUAACCACAGACCGCAACCUGUUUUUGGAUUCCUCUCACAUACAUACAUAUAUGAGAGAUAUACAUAUAUAUAAUUUUUUUUUUUUUUGUGUUUUGAAUUUCUUAUCCUUUGCAAGGAUUUCUUUAUAUAUUAUAUUAUUACUUUUGUACACACUCAACAGGUGUAAUGUAAUGGACAAAAAUGAAAAAUAAGAGAACAUUAAGAAAACCUAAUGUUUACGGUUUCAAUAUAAACAAUGAAAAUAAAAAAAGAAAUUUAACUUUUGUGCUAAUCUAUA
This is a messenger RNA of Drosophila willistoni, 1660 nucleotides long. RefSeq lists its product as uncharacterized. The transcript has 4 exons. The coding region runs from base 297 to 1301 and encodes 334 amino acids. Lineage: Eukaryota; Metazoa; Arthropoda; Insecta; Diptera; Drosophilidae. The record is from RefSeq and is a predicted model, not a curated record.